UUUUUAUUAAGAGUGUCAUAUUCCAGACCCAGAUGUAACGCGCCAUGAGCGUGGCCGGCGCAUUUAUCGAUGAUGUAAUAAUACCGUAGAAUCUCCAGGACUUUAAGCUUUAGCUUUAAGUGUCGAUAAGUUUCGCUACGUAGAUUUCUUACGCAAAUUCCCCGCCGGAAUCUGGCGUACCAUAAUGCGUCUUUCCCGUCCUGCACCGUCUCCGGGUCGCAUCGGCAAGAGCACAUGGGAUGCAAAAUUGGGGCAUCGGUUCGCUGGUGCAUUUCUGUAGCAUAAUAUAGACAUAUAUAUAUAUAUUUUUUUUUUAAAAAAACGCCUUUCAACCUGUGCAUUUGACGUAGUCGGCCGCCACCGGGAGGAGGAGAAAGACGCACUGUAUGGCGUUUAUGCAGACAUGGCACAAUGGUGCAGCCGACAGCGAUGCAGUUUUCUUUUGCAUUGGUCUGUUUUAAGAGAGAUAGUCACGUCUUCGAUAAGAUGACUUUUCCCAUUUAGAAAAAGACCUUUCAUUAACACUGUGGAGAUCCCGAUGGCUUUUUGUGUGCUAUCCCUAAAAGUUGGCGAUUAAAAACCGAGCAGCGCCGUUCCGGAAAGACGCCGGGUACCUUGGCUAUCGUCACGGCAUGGCGCCCCAUCCUGUGGUCCAGGCUGCCAUCGACCUGUCUGCAGGGGCCCUAGGGGGCACGGCCUGCGUCAUGAGCGGGCAGCCUUUCGACACGGCCAAGGUGAAGAUGCAGACCUUUCCCACCAUGUACCGUGGAUUCCUGGACUGCUUCAUCUCCACCUACAGGGUGGAGGGGCUUCGGGGCCUGUAUCGCGGCACGUCUCCGGCGCUGCUGGCCAACAUCGCGGAGAACUCGGUGCUGUUCAUGAGCUAUGGCUUCUGCCAGGAGGCCGUGCGCUUGGUGUCCGGGCAGAGCGAGGGCGACAAACUCAGCGACCUGCAGAAAGCGUGUGCAGGCUCAGUCGCCUCCAUCUUCUCCUCGAUGGUUCUGUGUCCCACGGAGCUGGUGAAGUGCCGGCUGCAGGCCAUGCGCGAGAUGGAGGCUUCCGGAAAGAUCGCCAGUGGCCAGAAAACGGCGUGGUCUGUCGUCAAAGCGGUCCUGCGUACAGACGGUCCCCUGGGCUUCUAUCAGGGUCUGAGCACCACCAUCGUGAGGGAGGUGCCAGGAUACUUCUGCUUCUUCGGGGCCUACGAGCUGUGCAGGACGGCCUUCGCCACUUACCUGGGUCGGGCAAAGGACGACAUCGGGGUGGUCCCGCUCAUGUUCAGCGGUGGGUUCGGGGGUGCCUGUCUGUGGCUGGCUGUGUACCCCAUCGACUGCGUCAAAUCCCGCAUCCAGGUCCACUCGCUGGCCGGCCGCCAGGUGGGCUUUCUCCAGACUCUCAUGGGCAUCGUCCGUGCUGAAGGAGUGGCGGCACUGUACUCGGGCCUGACGCCCACCAUGAUCCGCACCUUCCCCGCGAACGGCGCCCUCUUCCUGGCCUACGAGCUCAGUCGAAAGGCCAUGAUGCAGCACCUAGCCACCUGACGGCCUGACGACACCUCUGGCCCAAGCCCCGCCCCGCCCCGCCUUGCUCCUCACACUACCAAUUACACGGCUAGCAGCACAGGAGAGCUGAGCACUGGUUGGAGGAACGGAAUGACUCCUGAGCAUGAAAAACAAUAGCUAGCACCUGCCUGACAUGUCAGCAGCUUCUUUAUGCAGCUGUUUGAAGACAAACAGAUACAAGCUUCAUGCUGUUUAUACUAAGGUUUAAUCUCUGGCAUGUUUAAAAGCUGUUCCAUUACGGGGCGGCAUCCCAAGGCUCAGUUGCCUACAGUUCAGCGUGUUCUUGCGAUGGAAGAAAGACGGGGAAUGUUCCGUUGACCUGACCGUGCCCAGCGACCCCGUUAAUCAAGCCAGAGUCCUGUUAAUAAGAUUAGCACCUGUAUGCAGUUCAGUGCAGAUGCAUUCCGUUCAGCAGAGUGUUCUUACCAACAUGUUUUUUUUUUAUUUGAGGGUGAAGGGAAAUGAUUUUUGAAAUACAUGAAAGCAAAAAAUGACUUUUAAUGGAUAUUUUUUUAUUUUUUUUAAUUUAGAAGAUGUAUUAUGUAUUGAUGAAUAACUUACCUCUGUGUGCUGGAAAUCGAAUUCUGUUUAGAAACUUCUUUGUGACUAUUUGUAAUAGAGUGAGCUUACAGUACAAAGAAUGCUGUAUUGUGAAUAAGUGUGUUGUAAAACACAGAUAAGAUACUGUGACAGGCAAAGAUUUCUGGGUAGGGAGUCAAGGUCUUGGGACAAAAUCUGUGCUUUUUGUGAGUGAAAAUGAUUAAUUGUUAUUGUGCACCAAAGAAAUGUGUCCUCCGUUUAACCUAUUUGUGACAUAACGACAGAGAAUAGUACUUUACUGGGUAUGAAUUUGAACCAACAACCUUUCAAUCAGAAGCAGACUGCCCUAACCAUUAUGCUCCCACAGCUAUUUUAACCCAUUGCUGUUAAACAGGAGCUAAAGAUCUCACCUUUUAAAAGCCUCGACUUCAUAACACCGUAAGUAGAUUGAACAACAUGGAUCAACACAAAGCCAGACAAACCUCAUUACUGGUAUGCAGCAGCCAUGAUUAGUUUCAUAUAAAGUUUAAUAACAUCGGAAAGUUAAUACAGUAAAAUGUUAUUAAUUGAUAACAAUUUUAGACUAAGCCAUAAGUGAUGCAUAAAACUCCAUAAUUACUCUUCUUUCAAUUAAAUCUGCCUAUUCAUUUUGCCAAACCCUGAUAUUUAAUACAGUCCUUAAUAAUAGUUAUCAAGAUCACUAUGAAUUUCUUCACUUAUCCUAUCAGUUAAUUGAGGCUGAUGGGAAAUCCUCAAACUGGAAUUUUUGAAGUGCUUAUUAAACACAUUCAAUGAAUUUUAAUUAUA
Messenger RNA from Paramormyrops kingsleyae, 2909 nucleotides. Its product is annotated as mitochondrial ornithine transporter 1-like. Gene Ontology annotation, molecular function: L-ornithine transmembrane transporter activity. Gene Ontology annotation, biological process: mitochondrial L-ornithine transmembrane transport. The record is from RefSeq and is a predicted model, not a curated record. Gene Ontology annotation, cellular component: mitochondrion. Lineage: Eukaryota; Metazoa; Chordata; Actinopteri; Osteoglossiformes; Mormyridae.